CUUUGUCGAGUACCUCCAAGGGAGAAUUACCUCUUUCGCUUUCACUACAUUUACUCUGAGCAAGCCUCAUAAGCGACCUGAGCUGGAUCAAGAUGACCAUAGACAUGACUUCCGAUUUCUUUGCCGUGGACGAACUGAUCCAAGUUAUAUACCAAGGUGCCCUGAAGUUCAUUGUGCUGUCCAAGGUCACACGUACGGCAUGGACCAUUCACGUAGCCCUCGACAAGACAGAACGGUGGUGGUCUGGACAGUGGUCUCCUAGUGAUAUAGAGACAUUUCUGGUGCACGUAGAGGCGCUCGCCGAUAGCCUCGCGGCAAUGAUUGUGAAAGGCGAGCUUCACAUAGGCAACUGGAGCGACAAGCCAGGCGCAAAUAUCAACCUUACCCUGGGUCCUGCGGCAAAGCGUCCCGUGCACAUACCGCUCAAAGACCUGAGCUCUGCUGAUGCUGCGAAGUUUGCUACAUCAAUUUUCUCGCUAAUUGCCACUAAUGCAAAAGACUACGAAUGCCGUCUGUGUCCGUCACCAUACGACCUCACUGGCUCGACGGCCGAUGUUCCAACGUCCACGAAAAAUAAUUCAGCCAUUGCUUCCUCUUCCGCUGUGCCCUCCACUACCUCCCCAGUUGCCGCAGAGAAACGCAAAGCAACACAGUCUCCGGUAGAGACCACGAAAUCUCUUCCAAGAGCUUCUCCAGUGUCCAAAGAAACUGAGGAGUUAAAAAUCAAGAAGUUGGAGGCUGAGCUCGCCAAAGAAAAGCGCAGGAACACAGCUAAGAAACUGCCUCGUCGUGCCAAAGGCGCCUCGCUGGCGAAUCCAAGCCAGAAGGUGCGGAAGUACCAGGCAGUUGAGUUCGAGGACAGCGACUGAAGGGCCCGGCCGCACGUUGGGCUCAUGCAUCGCACAAAUGCAGAAAUACACGUCAUUACGAAGCUCUGUUGUUCCACAUCGCUUGGAAUUUUGCUAAUGUACACUAGUGUAAUAUCG
Phanerochaete carnosa HHB-10118-sp is the source of this 986-nucleotide messenger RNA. RefSeq lists its product as uncharacterized. NCBI's taxonomy places the organism in Eukaryota, Fungi, Basidiomycota, Agaricomycetes, Polyporales, Phanerochaetaceae. The transcript is spliced from 5 exons. The coding region runs from base 93 to 869 and encodes 258 amino acids. The record is from RefSeq and is a predicted model, not a curated record.